This is a messenger RNA of Lolium rigidum, 3263 nucleotides long. Its product is annotated as protein unc-13 homolog. Bases 1 to 2925 code for a protein of 974 amino acids. The record is from RefSeq and is a predicted model, not a curated record. NCBI's taxonomy places the organism in Eukaryota, Viridiplantae, Streptophyta, Magnoliopsida, Poales, Poaceae. The transcript is spliced from 5 exons.
AUGUCCCGCCUCUUCCGCGACUCCCGCCGCGACUCCGCCACAUCCUCCUCCUCCAAUGGCUUCGCACCCGCGGCCGCAGUCUCCCCCGCCCCGUCCGCGCUCCCGUCGCCGUUCCCGGACCUCGGCGUGCCGCUCUCCGCGGCCGAGCUCCGCGAGGCCGCCUACGAGGUCCUCGUCGCCGCGUCCCGCACCACCGGCGGCAGGCCCCUCACCUACAUCCCCCAGGCGGCGCCCGCGUCCCCCGCCUCCUCCGCGUCCUCCGCCACCAGCUCCUCCCCGUCGCUCCAGCGCUCCCUCACCUCCGCCGCCGCCAGCAAGAUGAAGAAGGCGCUCGGGCUCAAGUCCUCCGCCUCCUCCAAGGGCGGCAGCCCCGGGAGCGGCGGCGGCGGGGCCAAGGCGGCCCCGCGCCGGCCGGCCACCGUCGGGGAGCUCAUGCGGGUGCAGAUGCGCGUGUCCGAGCCCGCCGACGCCAGGAUCCGCAGGGGCCUCCUCCGCAUCGCCGCCGGCCAGCUUGGCAGGCGUGCGGAAGCUAUGGUUUUACCAUUGGAAUUCCUGCAGCAGUUCAAGUCAUCAGAUUUCCCUGAUCCUCAAGAACAUGAGGCAUGGCAGGCUAGGAACUUGAAGCUUAUUGAGGCUGGUUUGCUGGUUCACCCUUUUGUUCCAUUGAACAAAUCAGACAGUUCUGCACAGCGGCUGAGGCAAAUCAUACGUGGAGCUUAUGAUAGGCCACUUGAAACUGGGAAGAACUCCGAAUCAAUGCAGGUCUUACGCACUGCUGUCAUGUCCCUUGCUGGAAGAUCACAUGACGGAACUUCUGAUGGGUGCCACUGGGCAGAUGGAUUUCCCUUGAAUCUCCAUCUAUACCAAAUGUUGUUAGAAGCUUGCUUUGAUAGUGACGAUAGCACUGUGGUUGAUGAGAUUGAUGAGGUGCUAGAGCUCUUGAAGAAGACCUGGGGCAUUCUUGGAAUUAGCCAAAUGCUUCACAAUCUUUGCUUUGCUUGGGCAUUGUUCAAUCAUUUUGUUAUGUCAGGACAAGUAGAUAUUGAACUGCUUUCUGCUGCAGAGAAUCAGUUGGUUGAAGUUGCAAAGGAUGCCAAAACCACUAAGGAUCCUAAUUACUGUAAAGUAUUGAGUUCGACAUUAAGCUCUAUAAUGGGUUGGACAGAAAAAAGACUUCUGGCUUACCAUGAAACAUUUGGUGCAAGUAACAUUGAGUCCAUGCAAGGUAUUGUCUCAAUCGGAGUGUCAGCUGCAAAGGUGCUUGUUGAAGAUAUAUCCCAUGAAUACCGCCGUAGGAGGAAAGAAGUGACCGAUGUAGCUCGCAGUAGGAUAGAAACAUACAUAAGGUCUUCACUUCGUACAGCUUUUGCUCAAAGAAUGGAAGAAGCAGAUUCAAAGCGAUCAUCAAGGAACCCUACCCCAGUGAUGUCUAUCCUUGCAAAGGACAUCGGUGACCUAGCAAUUAAGGAGAAAAAUAUGUACAGUCCAAUAUUGAAAACAUGGCAUCCCCUUGCUUCAGGAGUUGCUGUUGCAACACUUCAUUCAUGUUUUGGUAAUGAACUGAAGCAGUUCAUAGCUGGGCUUACAGAGUUAACCCCAGACACAGUUCAAGUGCUCAAGUCUGCAGACAAAUUAGAGAAGGAUCUUGUUAAUAUUGCUGUUGAAGAUUCUGUGGAUAGUGAUGAUGGAGGCAAGUCAUUAAUCAGAGAGAUGCCACCAUAUGAAGCUGAAAAUGCAAUUGCUAAUCUGGCGAAAGUGUGGAUAAAAGAAAGGGUGGAUAGACUCAAGGGAUGGGUUGACCGGAAUCUGAAGCAAGAGACAUGGAACCCAGGUGCCAACAGAGAUAAUUUUGCUCCCUCGUCUGUGGAGAUGCUUCGGAUUAUUGGUGAAACACUAGAUGCAUUUUUCCAAUUGCCCAUACCAAUGCAUCCAGCUCUUCUUCCUGAUCUGACAGCUGGUCUGGAUAGAAGCCUACAACUUUAUGUUUCCAAAGCAAAAUCUGGCUGCGGAUCACGGAAUACUUUUUUGCCUGAACUACCUCCAUUAACGCGGUGCGAGGUUGGCUCAAAAUUGUUAUUCAAGAAAAAGGAAAAGCCACAGAAUCCGCAGCAUCGAGUAUCACAAAAUGGAUCAACCAAUGGAACUGAUGGAUUGGGCCUUCCUCAACUCUGUGUACGCUUGAAUACACUCCAGUACAUCCGAAGCGAGCUGGAGAACCUAGAGAAGAAGAUUAAAACAUGCUUGCGAAAUGUUGAGUCAGCUCAGGCAGAUAUUACUGAUGGACUGGAUGUUAAGUUUGAACUCUGUCAGGCAGCCUGUCAAGAAGGUAUACAACACUUAUGUGAGACGACUGCUUACAAGGUCACCUUCUAUGACUUGGGCCAUAUUUUGUGGGACAUCCUUUAUGUUGGUGAUACUGCAUCAAGCAGGGUAGAGUUAUUGUUGAGAGAGCUUGAUCCUAUCCUCGAGACAAUUUCUAGUACGGUGCACAUCAAAGUGCGAAAUCGUGCCAUAACAGCGUUGAUGAAAGCCACCUUUGAUGGUUUCUUGCUGGUUCUUCUUGCUGGUGGGCCUUUGCGUGCUUUUACCAGCGAGGACUCUAAGAUAAUAGAGGAUGACUAUAGGUCCCUCAGAGAUCUGUUUUUAGCUGAUGGAGAUGGUCUGCCAGAGGAAUUGGUCGAUAAGGCGUCCUCCCAGGUCAAGAAUGUCCUGCCCCUCCUACAAGCAGACUCAGAAAGCCUUAUUGGGCGAUUUAAGCGCAUGAUGGCCGCGUCUGCCUCCAAGGGUAAAUUGCCGUUGCCACCUACUACGAUGCAAUGGAGUCCAAAUGAACCGAACACAGUCUUGCGAGUUCUGUGUUACCGACAUGAUGAGGCAGCUACAAGGUUCCUCAAGAAAACCUAUAACCUUCCCAAGAAGCUUUGAAACAUGGGAUUGCUCACAAACUGUACAUUUUCAGCCACUGCUGUCAUGAGACUUGUUAAGGAUUCUGUACGGCGUGACCUGUGAGAAACACCAUUGUAAAGGUACCACAACGGAGAGAAGGUGUUACUUGUGUUUUAUUUUCUUUCUUUCCUUUUUUUGGGGUGGGGUACGGGGGUACUUACAGCUCUAUUUUGUUGAUUACUAUUUUACAUGUGUCUCUGAUCCAGUUCUUUUGCUGACCUUCGCCAUUGUGCUACCGAGUGUGUAACUUAUAUAUCUUCAUUCAUUCUAGUUUGCAACAGGUAUAUGCAUCUUGUGAAUAAGUUCUGUAUUUUGUA